AUGAGUGAUAAAAUAGAAAAAAAUUCCCCUGAAUUAGAAUCGUUUAAACUAUUGAAUGAUUCUUUGAGGGCUCGUAUUGAAGAGUUGGAAGUUAAUUCUUUGAUUAAAGAUCAGGAUAUUAAAAACCUUCGACAAGAACUUGAUGGUUUCAAGAAAGAAUUUCAACCAAAUCUCGAAAAUAAUUACGAAAACUUUGAUAAAAUAAAAGAAAAAUUAUUUGAACAAGAUGUUAAAUUAAAUAAAUUAAUAGAAAUGUUGAAACGAGAAAAAUCCAAACAUAAGAAAUCCAAGAAAAAAACCAAUUCUUAUCGACAAUACGAUCAAGC
Messenger RNA from Funneliformis geosporum, 326 nucleotides. NCBI's taxonomy places the organism in Eukaryota, Fungi, Glomeromycota, Glomeromycetes, Glomerales, Glomeraceae. The record is from the annotation of a GenBank genome assembly.